This is a messenger RNA of Alosa alosa (allis shad), 1449 nucleotides long. Its product is annotated as DDRGK domain-containing protein 1-like. The record is from RefSeq and is a predicted model, not a curated record. The transcript has 9 exons. The coding region runs from base 69 to 980 and encodes 303 amino acids. Lineage: Eukaryota; Metazoa; Chordata; Actinopteri; Clupeiformes; Clupeidae.
UGCACAGUGGAGGUAGAGAAGAAGUGACUCUGUGACACGAUUGCAAAUGUUGACGAUUUUGACCAACCAUGGAAAUAGUUUUGUACAUAGUUGCAGCAGUCAUUCUUAUUGUACUUAUACUUUUUGCUGUAAAAGUACGGGGAAGAGCAGAACAAUCUGACAAUGAGCACCAACAUCAGGUGGUUGCCCGAGCUGCGGCACCGCCUCUGCGGCCCCAAAUCGCCGAGGACCGGGGUGCUGGAAUGCCCCGUCGCCGUAGACGCGGCAUGCAUGCUGCCAUGGAGGCUAGACGUCCUCAGAGAGAAGCUUCAGAGGAUGAGGACAGCCCAGUAGAGGUAGAGGAGGCGGAGGAGGAGGAGGAUGUUCCUGUUCAGCAGGCCACUGGAAAAAUAGGAGCCAAGAAGCAAAGGAAACUGGAAGAGAAACAGGCGAGGAAGGCCCAGAGAGAGGCUGAGCAGGAGGAGCGCGAGGAGAGGAAACGCCUGCAGGAGCUCCGAGAGCAGGAGAGACGCAAGGAGGACGAAAAGGAGCGCAUGCUCGAACAGCAAGAGGAAGAAGAGGUUCGACGUGCCAAGGAGGAGCAAGAGAGAAAGGAGGAGGAGGAGUAUCAGCGACUGAAGGAGUCUUUCAUCAUAGAGGAGCAGGGGGAAGCUGAGGAGCUCACUGAACUAGAGUCCCAAAAUCUCCUUCAGGAAUUCAUUCAGUAUAUCAAGGACUCCAAAGUGGUGCUACUGGAGGAUCUAGCCUCACACUUUGGAAUGCGUACACAGGAUGCUAUCGCUAGGCUGCACGACUUAAUCUCAGACGGCUCUCUCACAGGAGUGAUCGAUGACAGGGGGAAGUUCAUCUCCAUCACCCCCGAGGAGCUGAACGCCGUGGCUCAUUUCAUCAAGCAGAGGGGCCGUGUCUCCAUCUCCGAGCUGGUGCAGGCCAGCAACACGCUCAUCAACCUCACGCCCGUCACCCGCAGCACGGCCUGAACAUUGCGUAACUUAAAGGACUGCUUGCGCAAAUGUGUAUGUACUGUGUGUGUGUGUAAAAAGAUCCUUGUGUGUACACACACACACACACACACACACACAUAUGUGCAAGCGCACACACACACACACACACGCACACACCACCACCAACAGCAACAGCAACAUACAAGAGAGACUCGCACAUACUUACACACACUGACUUACACACACUGAUAACCUUUUCAACAUACAGCUAUACACAAAUACACAGACAUUCUCACACAAACGCAGAUGAGAUGACAAAAGUGGUUGACCGGCUGUGAUCAUUUUGAGUGUUUCUCAUUGCUUUGAGUAACUAUUUUACAGUCGUGAAAUUAUUUAAUAAAUGUUUUUGGGAAAUAUUGUUUAAAACAAGCAAUGUCAUUCUGUAUUGUCAUUAUGCAUUUCCUACUGUAAAGAGGGCAAUAAAAGAAUUACUGUAAAGUUAAAA